This is a messenger RNA of Fonsecaea multimorphosa CBS 102226, 780 nucleotides long. RefSeq lists its product as uncharacterized. Lineage: Eukaryota; Fungi; Ascomycota; Eurotiomycetes; Chaetothyriales; Herpotrichiellaceae. The coding region runs from base 1 to 780 and encodes 259 amino acids. The record is from RefSeq and is a predicted model, not a curated record. The transcript has a single exon.
AUGUACGCUCAAUCAAUCGUCGCCGGGAUCCUCAGCAUUGCUGCCCUUUGCAGCGCCGCCCCUCUCGCUGGUCGCAGUCAGACUGGCAGCUACAGCUACAACAAUGGCACCUCAACCACGACAGCCUGGCCAAUGAGCACCAGCUCCUCCAAUCAUACCGCUCCCUAUGGCUACAACAAUGGCACCUCAUCUAGCACCCCGCCCCAUCCGACGACCACCGGUUCUUGGUCUGGAUCACCGUACAAUGGCCCAAGCAGCAGCAACCAAAAUCAGCCUAUUGCCACCAUCCUCCCCGACUUCACUUCUCAAUAUACCGUCUCCACUGGUGCCGUCGAUUUCCACACCAGCGAGGGCCUCGUCUGGCGCACUCCGUAUAACAAUGGAAAUGACAUCACCACGCUGGUCACGUUUGAACUUGAUGCGAUGUACAGCGGCAAUCAAUGCCAGCUGGUCUUCGACCUGGGCAGCGACGGCACAAGCUUCGUCAGCGGUACCGGCAAAGCCCAACUUUUCACGUCCCUCGCGCCCGCCACAGCCGAUAGCGAGAGCUGGCCCUCGGGCAACCUUCGAAAUCAAGCUCUCGGCACCAUCGACGUGAAUGCUUACGGGCGCGCCACCUGGGAAGCCGGUUCCGGACCUGGCGCCACUGUCCAGGGCAAGUUCCCUUGCUCCAUGAUCGCGGGAAUGAUCUACGGCGGAGAGAUUGCCCCCGUUGGUGAUGAGGAUGUCAUCACUUGGACCGCCGGACAGGCUGAUGGACCCAAGAUCCUCGUCUUCUAA